Messenger RNA from Myripristis murdjan (pinecone soldierfish), 825 nucleotides. It is a transcript of the gene taf13, whose product is annotated as TATA-box binding protein associated factor 13. The record is from RefSeq and is a predicted model, not a curated record. The coding region runs from base 163 to 537 and encodes 124 amino acids. The transcript has 2 exons. Gene Ontology annotation, biological process: transcription by RNA polymerase II. Gene Ontology annotation, molecular function: protein heterodimerization activity. NCBI's taxonomy places the organism in Eukaryota, Metazoa, Chordata, Actinopteri, Holocentriformes, Holocentridae. Gene Ontology annotation, cellular component: transcription factor TFIID complex.
UUUUUCAUAACGGGCCACUACGACCGUCAAGGAAGCCGAAGAAGAGAGAAGCGGAAGUCAACAAAGAAGGAGCGUUACACAUUCUGUCGUUUUGAUCCGGGACCGACAGUUGAAGGUGUUAUUUGAGACUUACGACUUCAUUUGGCCACAUAAUAAUAAAGAAUGGCGGAUGAGGAGGACGAGGUUGGCUUUGACGAGGAGCUGGAGGACGGCUCCAGCGGCGUGGAUGUAGGACACGGCAAGAGAAAGAGGCUGUUCUCCAAGGAGCUCCGGUGUAUGAUGUACGGAUUUGGAGACGACCAAAAUCCGUACACGGAGUCCGUGGAUAUUCUGGAGGACCUGGUGAUCGAGUUCAUCACGGAAAUGACCCACAAAGCCAUGUCCAUCGGUCGGCAGGGCCGCGUCCAGGUGGAGGACAUAGUUUUCCUCAUCCGGAAAGACCCGAGGAAGUUCGCCAGAGUCAAAGACCUCUUGACAAUGAACGAGGAGCUGAAGAGAGCCCGUAAAGCUUUCGAUGAAGCAAACUAUGGCUCCUAAAUUCACCUUUUGUGACUAUUUUUACAAGCUGCCUCAUCUGUUCAUUUCUUGUUUGUUGCGCAUCUGUAUAUGUUUUGAUUGGGAUCCGCUAAGUUCGCCUGUUUUAAAGGAUUAACCUACAAUUGUUUCAUUGACUAUCACCUUCAUGUCGUUUUCUUACAUUUUAAUUAACAGCGUAGAGUGACUUGUUGACAUUGUGUUAUGUAUUCCAUGCAGUGGCACAACAUGGCACAGACACCCUGAUGUGCUGUCUAGGAGAGUUUGAAUAAAGAACAUAUUUGAAUAAUA